This is a messenger RNA of Drosophila sulfurigaster albostrigata, 5484 nucleotides long. RefSeq names its product KN motif and ankyrin repeat domain-containing protein 1 (gene Kank). The coding region runs from base 942 to 4892 and encodes 1316 amino acids. The transcript has 12 exons. Gene Ontology annotation, molecular function: protein binding. The record is from RefSeq and is a predicted model, not a curated record. Gene Ontology annotation, biological process: negative regulation of actin filament polymerization. NCBI's taxonomy places the organism in Eukaryota, Metazoa, Arthropoda, Insecta, Diptera, Drosophilidae. Gene Ontology annotation, cellular component: cytoplasm; cytoskeleton.
CAACGGCAAACAAAACAGCACGCAAAGCGCGACGCGCGUUCAGCAUUUUGUUUAUUGUUUUUACGAGUCAGAACUUUUUUUCGUGGAGUUUUGCGAGAGAGUGAGAGCGCGAGAGAGAUUGAGAGAGUUGAGAACACUGGAAGUGUUUGCGAGCGUGUGCUUGUGUGUGUGUGUAGGAGAGCGAGGGAGUGUAUCUGUGAGAUCAACAGCUAGCAGCAGCUAGCUGCAGCUUCUCGUUGCCUGGCUGCAACAGUUUCGAUUCGUGCGCGUCGCUUGCAACAUCAAAUUUCGCUUGUUUUCUCGGAUUUCGGAUUUUGGAUUUCGUUUUUCGGUUCUCGGAGUUCGGUUUCCGUUUCGAUUACGAUUUCGGUUUCGGUUUGUUGUGAUUCAUGUGUGUGGGAAAAAAAUGCAACUGAAACUGUGUCUGUGCAUUUGCUGUAAAACGUUUUGGCGCUUCUAAUUUGCGGCAGCUGCUUUUGUUGUGCUUUUAAGAGCAGCCAACAGUGAAACAGUGAACUACGGCAACUCAGCAGCAGAAUGUGGAGGCAAAUGCAGUCAAGGCGCGCUUAAUUAACAUGCAACUGGCAACUGGCAACAAACAGACAAAAAACAACAGCAACAGCAACGACGACGACGACAAGCUAACGACAACAGCACGUCGAGAAGUGCAAUCGAAGAUAUCAAAAGAAACAAAAGUUGCCGAUAGGCAAAAACAUCAGCAACAGCAACAGCAACAGCAACGACAACGUCGUCAAGCUGUCUAACUAAAGUUCGCCAAUCAGUCAAACUAAAGAUGCAAUGUCCAAUGUUGCAAAGACCUUGCCCUGCAGCUGUUAAUUAAAGCGCACCCCAGCAACAAUUGCAGCAUCAGCAAACAGCAACAUCGACAGUCACAGCAACAGCAACACAGCAGCAACAGCAACAGCAACUGCAACAGCAACAUGUCGCUUGUUUUGCGGAGUCAACGCGCCUUCAUUGAGGAAAAUGCUCGUCAAAUGCCGGGCAAUAACAAUGGCACCCCAAGCUCAUCAUCGUUGACCGGCUCGGUGCGCAGCUGCAACUGCUGUCCUUAUGGCUACCACAUCGAUCUGGAUUUCGUGCGCUACUGCGAGGCCUUGGCCAAUGCCAAGCCCAGCGAGAAGGAAUUGCAGCGUCGCGAUCGCCGACGAUCACGCAAAUCGAUGGAGUUUAUGCUGGGCUUUGAGAGUCUCUUCGGUGGCGAUUGGCAGGCGGAGAAUCGAGUGCAGCCCAAUUUAGCCGAGGCGGCACAUGAAAGCGAACCGGAUUCGCCACACCAACUCCCGGCGGUCGGGCAAUCGCCCAGCUAUCGGCCACGCUCGUCGUCGGUGCCACGCUUCACCUAUGGCGGCCUCGCUCCACGUGCCGAGUCACCCUAUGGCACAGCCUCCUCCACUUGCUCUUCGCUGCGUGGCGGCAUCGAGAGCGACGCUGGCGUCUAUCAGCCGCACAAGUAUACCAACGGAUUCAGCCAUGCCCGUCCAGCCAACAGUCCGCCGGAGACACGCGCCUUUCUCCACGAAGCACUGGAUGAGGUCUGCAGCGACUUUGAACGAACACUGGAACGUGCUUCGUCCAAGCGACGCAAGGCUGGCGCCUACAGCUACAGCAAUGGCAGCUCACUCUCCAUGGAUCGCAACAACAACAGCCUAAGCUUGAGCUUGAGCCUCAGCAAUGGCCACGGUUCGCCGAGGGAGUCGAAGGGAAACAGCACUUGGGAUCGCUACUUUGAUGUGCCAGACUCCUGCAUGGCGGGCAAUCGCUCGCCGCGGUCGAGCACGCCGCGUCUCUUUCAGCGCUCCAAUACGCUUCCGUUGCAGCAGCGUCCGAGUCCCGCCGAGGUGCAGUACGAGAGCUAUGUGCAGGCCACGGUGGCAGCCAAUGCCAAGUCGCCAGUGGAACAGCUGGAGCAGCAUCAGGCGAAGGCCACGCCACCUCCGCCACCUCCACGACGCCAUCACUUGACCGCAACUCCCAAGGCGGAGCAGGCGAAUGGAAGUCCGCUGCAGUCGCCAGUCAGCUCCGAGGCGGGACAGACGACGGCGGAUGCACAAGCUCUGUGCCAGAUACGCGAGCAGAUGGCUCUGAGCCUCAAGCGGCUUAAGGACUUGGAGGAGCAGGUCAAGAUCAUACCCGACAUGGAGCUGGAACUCAAUUCGUUGCGUGCGGAGAAGCAGCGCUUGCUGCGUCGCAACGAGGAUUUGCUGCGAGGACAACGACAGACGCCUUCGCCACCGAGUCCGGGUAUCAAGAAUGCCUCUCCGGUGCAGUUUACGCCGCAACGGAUCAGUCCCGUCUCCCUGGAGAGUCUGGGCGCACGCAUGCGCAGCAAUUCCGUCUCGCCCAGCAUUAUACGACGCGAUGUUGCCACACAGGCGGCCAGCAAGGUGAUUGCCACACGAGAUGUUGCAGUUGGCGUGCAGUUGGCCACUCGCCAUGUGGGCACCCAGCAAGCGGAAGCCAUCUACUCCCAGCUGGAGCUAAAGCAAAAGAUUGAGCGAGCUCUCGGGGACGCCCAGCAGCAGCGACUGCGUCAGCUGAUCUCGGUGGGCACACAGAUGUAUGUGCCACAGCGGGAUCAGAGGGACACGGGCGUGCAGACAGUGCCACAGCGUGCGGUGCUCAAGCACAAUGUGGGAAUUUCAGCCAAGCCGCAGACACGGGAGAACUUCACCAGUUGCAAGCCGGAUGUGCGCAGCGUAGGCAGUUCCGAGCAUCGGAUCAACGAUGUGCUCUGCGAGAAGUGUGCGGUGGUCAAGCGCAGCGUUGGCAGCGGCACCGACGAGCCCAUGGAGAAGCCAAAGCCAGUGCCACAGUUGCCAGGACGCAGCAAUACCUUCAGUCUGGGCGAGCACGAGCAGCUCGCUAUUCAGCGCAAGGCUGUUGGCUGCCAGACAGCGAUGGCCACAGUGCACACAGCUGCCAGUCAAACGAUAACCACAACAGUGCGCUCUACGGGAGCCCAGGUGACUCCGGAGCAUCAGCAGGUUGCCACGCAGUGUGGCGUGGACACAAGCAGCCGGCAAACGGACACCAAGGGACUGCAGCGUCUGACGCGAAGCACGAUUAAGGCGGAGCAGUUGAUGGCGCCGUUGUCACGUCCACAAACGCGCCACACGGGCAGCAAUACUGAACCGGAACCGGCACCAGAAGUGGUGGCUAAGCCAAAGCAGCGUACGGCGCAUUCGGCUUGCAACACGGAGCAGGUGCAUAAACGCGACGUCGGCUGUGGCGACAUUGUCAAGCCACACAUCUCUAUCGCCUGUGCGGCCAACUACUGUGAUUCCUGUAAAGAGGCCAUCCAGGUGCUGGCCAGGGACUUCUCAAAGGCCGACAUCCCAGUGGAGCCAGCAGCUGUCAAAGCUACGCCCACAAUUCGUCGCUCCAGUUCAGCGGAUUCGCGCAUACCACGCCCCAAACAUCUCACUAGUCCCAGUCCCGUGCGAAAGCAGUUCCAGCGCCAAAACACUUACACGGUGCCAACGACUCCAGCGACCCCGAAGAGUCCGAAGGCAGAACGAAAGACUCGUCUGAGCUCACUGCAGGAAAAGCCGCCAGUUUUGGUGCUCGAUGCCACAACCGAAUCACAGAGCUUCAUCAAACAACCGUCCAGCAAACCAAUUGCAACGUCCCAAGAUUUGGAUUUUACCCAGCUUGGCGACGAUGAGUUGAUUGUGCGUGAAGAGAAACGUGUGAGCAUCAGCUGGUCACGUGAUGCUUCGCCAGCGCCGCUGAUGAGCUCCUCGGCCACGACAACGGCCAGCACGAAGUCCGCCUCGCCAGAACAAGCGCUGACCGCGUCCAGUGACUCCAAUGUAGAGCGUGAAAUCUCACAAGGGGCACGCAAAAAGUCAAGCACUCCUCUCAAGUCUAGUCAAAGCGAGGGGUCCCAGGUGACUGUCAUCGAGAGGCGGCCGCAGAAGGAGCCAGUUGAGGCCGUCAAGGCAGAGGAGGAGGAGGCUAAGGAGGAGGUGAAACUGAAGGACGAGCGACCUCCAACAAAGGCUCAGCUACAUCAGCUGGCCCAGGCACCCUCAGAGCCCAGACAAAAGACGGAACUGCACAAGGAGAUGAAGGAUGCCCUAAAAGUCAUCAACGAUUCGCUGCUCAAGAAGCUGGGCUCUAAGCCCUUCUCCUCGUUCAGUCUGAAGGCAUCGAAGGCAACCAUUGGAGAGCAUUGGUUCCGCAUUUCUAGCACUGGCAAUUCAAAUCCACACGAGGUUGAGGAUUAUCUGGACCACUUUGAAUCGUUGUCGGUGCCACUGCUGGAAUACUGUGUGAAUCUCUCCGAUAGCAAUGGCAACACGGCCAUGCAUUAUGCGGUGUCUCAUGGCAACUUUGACGUCGUAUCCAUACUGCUGGAUUCCAAGGUUUGCAACGUAAACCAAAUGAAUAACGCUGGAUACUCGUGCGUCAUGCUCGUAUCGUUGGCCAAGCUGAAGCAAGCGGCUCAUCGAACGGUCGUCGAGCGACUGUUCCAGAUGGCCGAUGUCAACAUACGAGCCAAGAAGCACUGCCAAACCGCACUGAUGCUCGCUGUGUCGCAUGGUAAUGGGGACAUGGUCUCCAUGCUGCUCGAUGCCGGUGCAGAUAUCAAUAUUCAGGAUGAGGAUGGCAGCACGGCGUUGAUGUGUGCGGCGGAACAUGGACGCGUGGAUAUUGUGAAGCAUUUGUUAUCGCAACAGGAUUGCGAUUCCCUCAUCCAGGAUGUGGAUGGCAGCACAGCCUUUAAGAUUGCAUGGCAGGCAGGACAUCGGGACGUGGGUCUGAUGCUCUACGUGCAUGAACAAAUGCUCCGGAGCAAGCUGCCCAAUCGUGGUGAUCCCAUACGCAAAUCUCUCCCGCUGCCGCUGCGCCCCAAGCCAGCAAAGUGAAGCGAAGCGAAGCCAUUUUUUGUAUUAGCGGCCAAAAUGUCGAACAAAACAUUAGUCUUUAAGCAAUUUGAAAUUAGCAUUUCGUAGCGCAGCGUAGUUGAGCACAUAGCAAAAGCAUUCCAUAUCCGAACGUUUUGUUAAUACGAUACAAUACUUAAUUUAGUUGGUGAUUAAUCCCAGACACACACACAUAAAAGGCGCUCAAAAGCAACCAGAUAUUUCAACUUGUAUACUUAUUUGUAAAUUUGUUUUUUUCUAUUUAUUCUACAUUUAAUGUCUAAGGCUAAAAAGCUCACAAUUUAUCAUUUAAGUUUAAAGUUUAGGUUUGUCAACAUGCAAAUAUUAAUUCUUAAUACAAUUAAUAUAUUCAUUUGUCCAUCUAAGUGUGUACAAAUUAAAAUACUAAUCAAAAUACUAUUAAACUAGCCUGGGCUACAUGAAGUAGCAGCCAUAAAUAACAUAUAUUGUUUAGGGAACGAGUAGUAGAACCAUAUCAGCAAAACGACAAUGCAAAUACGACAUAAUUAACCACUAAUUAAAUACAAACAAUUGUAAAGCAAAUAAUAAUAGUAAUAAAUGAGUAAUUCAAUUA